AUGCCAGCCACACUCGAACCCAUCAGGCGGGUCAAGUGCACGUAUGCAGACUGCGACAUGUCUUUUGACACAGAGAAGAUCAUGAAGAACCACAAGAAGAACUUUGACGAUCACGAAUACUGUCACAAGUGCGACGAGGAUUUUGAAACUUUUGAAGACUACGCCAUGCACAAGAUCACACGGCCUGAGGAGCAUGGACAAGCAUGCCGCGUCUGUGGCGACGAGUUCAAGAGCACGUCUGGCUUAAAGCGUCACAUUGAGCGUAACCACAAGGUUGAUCAGGAGCUUACCUGCAUCGGCUGUCAGAAGUCCUUCUACCGUGCAUGCCUCUUCAUCGAGCACCUCGAGUUUGGUCACUGUGAGGUCAUUCAAGCCUCCCAGUUCCAAGGCCACGUCGUCCAUAAGCAUCUCGUUGAGAAAUAUCUAGAGGAUGGUCCAGCAUGGAACCGAUUGCAGCAAAAGAUGUCCAAGUACGAGGCAGCUAUCGACGUAGAAGAGGUCGGAGGUGUUCUGCUCAGCGAUGACCCCAUCGAUGACAGCGCAGACAUUGAGGACGUCAAAUUCGAGGCGAUCAAGCCCGAUCCUUCCCUAGAAGAGCCACACACUCCGGUCUUCAGCGGUCACUACCCUCCUCUGCCUACUCAGAGCGGGUUCAUGCCGGGCGUAGACAUGGAGGUUGCAUCGAUGAUAGGCGGCAUGUCUCUCAAUGGAGACGUCGAUGUCGACUCUGAUGGCUCAACGGUCAUCAGAUCUCCUGCUGCGUCCAAUUUCCCAACGAUCUCCCCAUCACCUUUCGGACGCGACGCUAUCCAGAGUCAGCAUGGCUCUUUCGUUCAUGAUGGUUCUGAGGUUCAGGGCUCCAGUGUUUCUUCGUCCAAUCAUGAGACCAAGGUUUGGGGCCUUCGCAAGGGCAAAUCAACAGGCUCUAUAUUGUUUCCGAACGCCAAACCCAAAGCUCCUCCCAGUGAAUUCUCUGUCUCUGCACACGAUGAGGCUAUGGAGCAUGCACAUGGUCCCAAUUUCUUUCGUGAUCGCUUCUGGGAUCCGAUGAGUUCCGACUGGAACCCAGAGAGGUUCUACGACUCAAUCGUCAACAAGUACUAUUGUCCAUUCGUCUGCGAGCAAAACUUUGACAUCCGCCAAGAUCUCAACAACCACAUUCUCGUCGACCACCGUAUAACACGCGUGAAGUGCCCCAAAUGCCUCAAGUACUUCAAGUCUGCCACCGCUCUCAUGGCUCACUGCGAAUCCCAUGGCUCUAAAUGUACCAUCAACCAUACUGAUAACUUUGGCGUCUUCCUCGACAGGAUGUCCGGUGGCUUCCUUGGUGUACAAGAGAAGAUCCGCCCUGAUCAUCUCAACACCAGACCCACCUUGCGGAGGAAUGCGGAGACUGGGCAUAUGGAGAUGUACAAGCCGCCUGUUGCUAGUUAUCUGCAGUAUACCGUCACUACGCCUCCGGACUGGAAGAAUCCCGUACACUCGGCCGUACAGAUCGGUGGUAUACCCAGGAAGUCACAGUGGUAA
Molecule: messenger RNA, 1527 nt
Organism: Alternaria postmessia
Lineage: Eukaryota; Fungi; Ascomycota; Dothideomycetes; Pleosporales; Pleosporaceae
Exons: 2
Coding region: 1-1527 (508 amino acids)
Biological process (GO): regulation of transcription by RNA polymerase II
Cellular component (GO): nucleus
Molecular function (GO): DNA-binding transcription factor activity, RNA polymerase II-specific; RNA polymerase II transcription regulatory region sequence-specific DNA binding
Source: RefSeq, a predicted model, not a curated record